AGUUUCCUUCAGCUAUUCUGUAAGAUGAGUCAACGUGCAGCAGCACCAUCUGGAAGAAGGGCUUUGUGCUUGUGAAUUACAAACAGCUGGAUCUGCCUCACAAAGUCACUUGCCUAUUCAACAUCUGAAAUUAAUCCUUUGGAUACAUCACCCAUGACUCUCAUGAACAAUGCAGGGAAAUAAGAAACAUACAGAAGGACACAGUGAUUCCUCAAGUAUUGGGAGUCUCCUGGAUGACACAGACAGGGAAGUGAGCAGCCUCACAGCUCGGGCUUUCAAAAGUUUGUGUGUAGCAGAACUCGAAGACCCUUACAAUGAACCAGAACUUUCCAUUUCACCUGACUUUGCCCUCCAGUUGUCUGCUAAAAUUCACUCAGGGACGUUAAACCAUGACAUCAAGAAAAGCAAUGUCUGUGACAAGCUAUCAGCAAGAAAAAAUGAACAUACAAUAUGGGCUUCUACAUUCCAGCAGUUACCUAAGUGUGCUUCGGAGGAGAAGAGGGCUGCUAAAAACAACACUUUUGCCAUGGAAAGGAAAUUAAACUUGCCAGUCCCUGGUUCAAGGAACAAUAAGCAUGUUUCAAAAGUGUCCUCAUUGAUUAAGACAUUUGAUAAGACUGCAGACCAAGGGCCAGGAAGUUCUCUGAUAACGAAUAAGCAGCCCAUUAAGAAUAGCUUUCAAAAAUACAAAAUAAAUCAGGGCAAUGAUACUGCUUCCUGGGACGAUACAGACACAUUAAGCAUCCACAAGGAACUUUCUGAAUUUUCUGAGGCUAGUCAAGGUAGCCACUGCCUCAGUGGCAAACAUGAGCCACAGAGAAGACCUAAUAAAAUAGACCUGAGUUAUGGGGACUCUGAUGGUUAUUAUCCUGUGCUGAUUGAGAUGUCAAAAGUAGCCAAAUCAAAUUUUUCCCAUUCUUCUAAGAAGGCUUUAAAAAACAGAAACUUGAAAGUUAGUGAGCCAGCAAAAAAAGGUAGUUUCCUUCACAGUGAGAAUAGUGCUUUUGAAUCAUGGAAUGUUCAUCAUAAAAAAAUGACAGAAAAAGAGGAAUUUGUUGACAUAAAAAUGGAAAAGGAAGGUCUUGCAUACCUGGAAGAAUCACCAUUUGUUAAAGGAUCACACACAGGUGAACAUAAAUUGUCACCUGCCACGACCACUGUUGCUAAGAAGAAAGAGAAAGAUUUUCAGAUGAAGCCAACUCUACAAGAAGCUUCUUUCUCUCUCAGAGUCGUACCUCAGGGUCCCCUCCCUACAGAAACCAAAUUUCCUGUUGUUUUCCCUCCCACACCUCCUCCUAGGAACCAUGUACCCCAGGGUCCCCCUCGGCCACCCCCUGCCCCACCAGCUCCUCCUCUCCCACCCCCCUCCCAGCCCGGCCAUCCCCCAACACCCCCUAGCCCCGAAGCCCCUCCUGUGCCACCACCCCCAGUGCCAGCUCGACUUUCCCCCACUGCCUUGUCCCAAGCCUCUGUGUCACCCCAGUCUGUGUCCUAUAGCAUGGUUUCACCCUCACUCAGGUUUGAGACACCCAGUCCUCCUCCACCAAAACCCCAGGCCACCUUAGCUGAGGAGGAAUCCCACAGCCCCCAGCUGGGCAAUGCCUGCCCACCCUGGAGGAGACAGAGGGCUACAGAAAGGGCAGCAGGGAAGAGACAGGCUGCAAAGGUCACAGACAGCCACAGGACCUCAUUGUCUGAAAAGGCGACUGGGGCUGACCCUGGUCUGCGUGUGACUCCUCUGGCUAAACAGGCAAACUCCCCUGCAUCCAUCAGUCCCUCUUUCAACAUCAGCGAGCUCCUAACCCCUGUCAUACCACCGAAACAGGAGGUGGACACUGCUGAAAGGGAGCUGAUCCCACUGACACCUCCUCCCACAGAGAGCACGGCCUCAAGAGACCACGAGGAGAGCACCUUAGACGAUUACAGGUCCUGGGAUAGUUGCAGGUUGACAGCAUCGAGUCUGUUAUUUAACUUAAAGGAUGUGCGCAAACGCGUUAAAAGCAUUUAUACCCCUUCUCCCCUGUUAAGGGCCUUGGAGGAGAAAAAUAAAACCAGGGAAAAUAUGCAGGAGAGUACAAAAACGGAUGCCUCAUUCUCAACUUCGCAUGACAAAAGUGAGAAAAAUAUUACAGAGAAAGAUGAAUUGAGUGAUAUAGCUUACAUAUUGCCUAGCAGUGUUCAUGAAAAUGACCAUAAAACCGAUUUAACUGGACACUUCACAGGCAAUUAUCUGACCUUGAGUUCACCCCAGACAACAGAAGACCUUCCAUUUUACCAAACUGGAGACAUCAUGAAACAAGACAAUUCAAAACACCAAGAUCUGGUUAAAAACACAGGGGAUAAUGAAAAUUUCCCCUCGUUCAGACAUGAGUCAAAUGAACUUGACUUAGGAAAACAUCAGCACUAUACUGCACAGAGACCAUUCAGUAGAGACAAUAUAGAUACAAAAGCUGAGCAGCCCAUGCAAAAUCACAAUGUUCAGGGUGAGGAAAAUGAAAGACAAGUUGCUAUUCAGAAUGAAAAUUUUGCCUUCAAAACACUCCUAAACCAACUCUCACCAGAAGAAGAUGAGCCUUACAGUGGCACCCAAACCAACAUUGUAGUACCUGGCCAUGAAGCUAGAGGCAAAAGAAGCACUAGUUCCUCAGAGCAAUCCUUCGUCUCCACAGUGGAGCAGCCACUUCAGGAAGAGCCAUUUCUACCAGUGCCCCUGAUGGAGCAGAUGUGCCUCCCAGAAAGCCAGAGGACUGACAGUGAAAUGGGUUCAGGAAGUAGGAAAAGACACAAGGAGAGAGGGAAAGAGGUUGGGGAAGAUGAACUUCAGUAUUGUGCUUGUAUCAUCCCUGGCACUGGUGCAGCAGAGAAGAGGGAGGGAAGCGUUACUGAGAAUGAACAGAGGAGCUUGAUGAAAGAGAAGCUAGGGAGAGAAAAAAGGGAAGAGGCCAACAGCACAAAUUCUGCAUCUGACAGUAUAAGAGACACGUCCAUCUCCAGGUCUGAGGAACCACAAACACCAUCUUCAAGCUCAACCAAACCCAGUCUGUUUAUGAUUAAAGAUAACACAUUCAGGUCGCCUCAGGUGAUAAGGGCUGUCAAGCUGCCCCUACUCCGGUCCUUCUCCCUGGAUGAUACAGUGAGCAGCAGUUACAAGGAAAUGGAACGUAGGUUUAUGUCCCCAGCAGUUUACAGCAAGCGGCACCAAAACAUGUUGCAUGCCCAGGAGGUUGGCUGGUGGGCAUCAAGACACAGAGGGCAGCAGAACGUGAGAGAUGGAGCAACUGACAGAGAAAAAGAAGCCAGUGAGUCUGGAUCUACUUCAGUAACACUGGAUCCCAGUCUUCUGGAAAAUACAGAGAGCUUUUCAUUUGGAAAACUGACGGAAGAAGAUGAAAAGAUUUGUGUGUUGUUAAAUAAAUUUGGGAAAAUGGAUGAAGAAAGUGUCUGUAGAAGUGAAAAGAAGCCUACAAAGGCAAGACAGAGCUUAGCACAGCCAAUUAUAGGUCUGGAAAAUGACCAAGCACAAAACAACCCCAGCUAUCCUGCAGAAAGAAAGACAAAUUACUUUAAGAAUCAUCAUUUAUCUAACCGCAAAGGGGGCUCUUGUGCAAAGAAAAUAAUCACUAGGCAGGCAAUUUCCCCUGUGACUGGCUCCAUAUUAGAGGACCACACAUGUUCUUCUGUAUCCAAUGACACUUUAGAGGAUAUCCUGCACACAGAAGGUGCACCUUUGUUAGACAAUCUUUCAUGCCCUGCUGUUAGAAGCCCCAGGUCAGGAAACACAAUGCACUCUCUUGCUGCCAGUUCAUUGUCAGAUAAACCAACUAUUUCUGGCCUUAGAGAGACAGAGCAUGUUACAAAUCCUGCCUGGUUGAACAUGGCACUAGAGAGGCAAGCUUAUAUGCCUGCAGAAGAGAUAAUCAAUUCGGCACAGAGGAAUCCACUUUUGGAUGUUGCAGGGGAAAAUGGGAGACUGGAGCCCAGGGGACUUGGUGGAAGACCAGCAGGCAAGCCACCCACUGUGCCACCAAAAACAGAAAAGGCUCUGCGUCGGGCUAAAAAGCUGGCAAACAAGAGGAAAAAGGUGCAAGAGCAGCAGAAAAACCAUCAGACUGAACAUGCAGAUGCUGUAGGGAGAAAGCCUACUCAUUCUGGAGAGACAGCAGUGUCUGCUUCACCUUUAGUAUAUUCUCUCCUUCAUCCUUCCCUUCACUCAACUUUUACUCCCACAGAAACCACUCCUGGGAAAUCUAGACUUGCACCAGCAGCAAGCUCCUCACCCUCUUCAACCCAGCGGAAGCUCCUCCAGGACCCUGACUCCGGUCAGUACUACGUGGUUGAUUUACCCGCCGAAGUUAAUGUAAAGACAUUUUAUGACCCAGAAACAGGCAAAUAUAUUCAAGUCUCAGUCCCUCCCUUGGAACAGAACUUACACCAAUCCACCUCUUCAGAAAUGAAGAAUUCUCCCUAUGCCUCCUACCCUAGAGUGCUGCCUUUACCAGCCUCAUCGGUAGCUGUGCUGAAAUCACCUUCUCAACUCUCUGAACCUGCCUGGUCAGGGCCUGCUGCACCAGAACCAGCUGAACUACCUGAAGAUGGCCAGCAGGACUACAGAUACUCUGAGUCUGUGGAUACUCAGCCCGACACUGAACCAGCCUCCUACUCCUACCAACAAGAUGCUGGAGAAACUCAAGUUCACUUAGGAAAGGAUGUGAGCCCAACCCAAAAUACUAGUAUUGUCACCCUCACCAAUUUAGAUGAUUUUGCUGCUGAAGGAGUAUCUUGAAAACUGAAGUAACAAAACAUGCCAGCUAGCAUUUUUAAGAACUGUUUGGACAGACACAUGCACACAAAAGCACAUGCAGGUUUGAUAUUUGUACAACACUUGUCUGAAUCUCAUUGUGGUUUGGAUGAGAAAGGAAAAGAAAGCUGUUCAUGUUGAAAGAUACAAGGUGAUGACCACUCUGAAGAAAAGAGAAAUUGAGUAAGCACCAAAUUAUCAGUGAGAUGAAGGGGCAAUGCCAGCUAGACAAAUACAUUUGACAGUGUAAAGCCACUGCUUGCUGCUGCUGCUGCUUUGUCAUUGAGAAGGCUGGGAUGGCCAAAGCAAGUGUCCUAUUGCCCAGAUGUGUUGCAUGAUACAUGACACUAAAUAAAACCUGUGAGACCAUCCUAUGCAUCCUAUGAGACCUGGAACUGAUGCUGCAUCUACUGAACUUUCCUCACUCACUGCCUUUGAACUAUAUUGACGGGUAGAAAGUCUGUGGCUACAAAUAUGCCAUAUAUGCAAGAUCCAUUUUUUGCACACUUUGAUUGCCCUGAUGUCAUUGACAAGAAGAUUGUAUACUGGAUGCACAAUACAGCCAUGUCAAAAUAACCCUUUUAAACAACCAGAAUACAGUUGCAGCUGCUCAGAUUUCCCACAUACUUUUGUAGUGCCCACUAAUAUGCUGCUGAAUUCUUUAUAUUUCUUGAUAACAUCUAAAUAGGUUCCCCCAGAGUCAGGGUUUAUUUAUAAUGCAACUUAAAACUUCAGGUUAUCUUGAUACUUGGCCUGAAAUACCUUGGUGAGGAGCAAGGUUGAAUGAAAUCCCACAACAGUAUUUAAUUGUUUGUUAGGACAAGAAGUUCUUAGCUAUUGUAAUUGAAAUGUGUUUUGUUUUGUUUUCAGGCUCCCACUGAAACAUGGAACUAACUUUUAAAACCUGAAAAAUGUACCUAAGUUUGAUCUUGUGAAUUCUGUGAUUUAAUACAAACAAACAAACAGACAACAUAUUCAGGACCUCCAAAGUACUAAUUUCUAGAAAAGGGCUUCUUUGAAUUAUCACUUUUCUUUGAAAAUCUGUAGGAAAAUUUCACUCAUCCUUGCAUAAGCUCUUUUUUAUCAUCAUAGUUAAUGAGAAAACUUAGGUGAAAAGAUGGAAAAAUUGAAUGUAUUUUGCCUGCUUGUAAAUAUCUGUAUUUAGAGUAUUGGCUUAGUUUUUUUCUGUCCAAUUUUCAUACUGUUUUUCCCAGUUAUAACUGAAGUGCAGGAGCUCUAAGGAAGAAUUAUGCCAGUGACUUUCAGCCUGAUUCACAUCUUAGGCAAUUUUUACAGGACUUUUUUCAGUGAAGCAGCUCUUGACUUCCUGAAAAGAAAGGGGUGAAUCAGGCCUUUUGUUAAUGAAUACAAUGUGGAGACAGGACACAGGCACUGCUCCACUCUCCCAGUGUUAAUAUUUAUGACAGAGUUUUCCUUCAGAAAAUUUCCCAGUACAGAAGCCUCUCCUGGGUCACAGACCCACUUUGUGGUUUUUCUCCUUAACCUGAAUUCAGCUCUCAGCCUUCCUCCAUCCCUGACAAGAGCCAUGUGUUCACAACCUGUCCUGGUCCCACCAGACAGUUCCUUUCCUCAAUGCCACUUACUGAGACAUUUCUCUUAGACAAGCACUAAGGGCAUCACUUCAUUGAUUACAGUGGAGUUUGGAUUUAGCCUUUAAUGAUUUUCUACGGUUGAUUUCACCUCUUACACAUUUUGUGAUUUGGUAGGUUUGAUUGCAGUAGAGGUGUGAGUUGGAAAUGAAGAAGCUUGUACUGGUUUGAGUUUUAAGCAUAUUCAGCCAAAUGCCCAUAUUUGAAUAAACAUUUAUUGUUCAGUUUUCCACCCCUGAAAGUUUUCAACACCUGACUGAAUAAAGCGACUGAAUAAAGCUCUGAACAACUUGGGUUGUCCUCAGAACUGACCCUCCUUGACCAGGAGAUUCACCCAGAGAUCUCCUGAGAUCUUUUGCAGCCUGAAUUAUCCUGUGAUCCUGCUCUGAAAACAUUAAAAUUUAAAUUAACUUUGACUUGGAACUCAGCAAAUGCAGUCUCCCCUGAGAAAGCACUCAUUUUGAAAGAAAGUUUUUUUAAAAAAAAAACCUUGAAAAUCAAGAGUGUUUCCAGAACAAAAAUUCAUUUUCAAGUUGUUAAAUUGAGGGAGUGGCUCUUACUAUAGAUAUUUUUUUUAGUCACCAAUAUUUUUGUAAACUGAUGGUGCUAUUCAUGUUGCACUUCCCUGUUGCUGUCACUCUGUACAGCAAAAUGUCUAUCCAGUAUAGAGCAGCAUCUCAUCCACAUGUUAAAAUAUAGAUAAAUAGAUCCAUUAGAGUUUUCCAUGGUGCAUUUAGACAAAACCUAUGGAAUCUUAAAGCCUAUCAGAGUGCACAAGCCUUUUAUUUCCAUGUGUGUGUAUGGUAUUACAAAUUUUAAUGCCAUUAAGGGCCACAAGUCAAGAAGUAGGCUCUCAGAGGACAGGAUAAAAGCUUCCUUUCUAAGGGAAGACUAUGGAUAUGAAGUAUCUGUGCACAGAUUAAAAAAUGAAUGGUAAUUUGAUGACAAAAAAAAUUUAUAUAUGUAUUUUAAAAGGACCCUUUUACUUAAAUGUCCUUUAUUUUGUAGACAUGCAUACUUCUGAACCCUUUUGUCAAGGGUCUCCUAAAACUCUUAUUGUGGAGAAUGGGAUGCUCCAUUAUACAGCUUCCAGGUAGGUGAGGAAAGCAGAGUGUAUUUUUCCCUCUGCUGUUAAGGUGAACUGAAACAUGGGCAUUUAAAGAGGAUACCAAAUACAUUUCAAGUAGGACUUCUUCAUUUCCAUCAGCCCUUUCUGCCAGCUUCAGGGAGCUGCAGUCACAGUGGACUGUGUCUCUGAACCCCCACCAAAGGGGGUUUUUACAUGGAGAAUUUGUAGGUAAAUUGGUGUAGCAAGGUGAGGGUGUUCUCCAAAGUAACAAGUGACAGCACCUGAGGAAAUCACCUGAGAGGUAAUUUCCAUGGAGGUUGAGAUGAGACACUAGGAAACAUUUCUUCACUGUAAGGGUUCUGAGUCACUGGAAUAAGCUGCCCUGGGAAGCAGUGAAAUCAUCAUCCUUGGAAGUGUUCAAAAGGUGUGGGGAACACUUGGUGCUAAGUUAACUGUUGAUCACAAGGAUUUUAGAGGUCCUUUCCAACCUUACUGAUUCUAUGAUUCUGUGAAAUUAAACAAAUGGGGGAGUUUUGAGAGUAGAUAAGAAAGUGGGUUUUUGUAUCCAAAGCUUUCUGCACUUUGACACAGGGCAUGAAUGAUAUUAGAAAAGUAUUGCUCCAGGUCCCAGCCUGGUAUUGAGCAGGAACCCAUCAGCGAACCUGCCUCUGGCCUAGCCCGUGCUGCUGGCGACUUCUUGCUAGGCUGUGGGCGUGUGUGUGAGCAAACACAUCCAUGCAUCCACCUAAACAGCCCUAUUUAUAUACAUAAUAUACCUGUAAAACUGCCAUUUGCUUCUCAGUAUAAGAAAGCAGUAAUGCCUGUGAUGGUGAACACAAAUGUUUGUGUGUUAAAGGAAGACAAAUGACACUUUUCAAAUAACAAAUACUUUUUGUUCCUUGCCCUAUUGUGUUCGUGUUUGUUGGGGGAAUGUUUUCCAUUGCUGCUGUGGGAAACAGGGCUGAAGAGGUCAGUACCAGGCAGAAUGAGAGCUGUAAAUUAACCCUUUUUUGGUGGGGAGGGGUGCUAUGGGAAACGUGCAAUAGUCCUGAGAGCAGUUGUAGGAAAGCAGUGUUUUGUGACAGUGACAUUAAGUAGGUGAAAGAGGUGUUGAGGCAAACCAAGCCAAAUUCUGCCUUGCCAGCAGGCUGUGGUUAGGACUAAGGAACACAGCAGGCUCUUGGUAAGCACGGAAGCACAGCAGGCUGAAGGGAACAGGGGCAUUGCUUUCACUGUUUCCUUCUCCUGCACGUGGCCUUUGUGCAUGUUGCAUUUCUUGGUGCCCUGAUGCUCCUUUACAGUGGUGAUUCUCCCUUGGCAGGUGAGACUGAGGCCAAACCUGACUUAGCUAGUCUUCAUUCUAGGGUCAGAACUGCCUCCCUCUGAAUCUCCCUCUCCUUGUGGGAUGACAGCAAUGCCAACAGUCCAGCUUCACAUGGCAGACUUGGACUGCCAUCCCACAGCCAUGGCUCUGUCCCAGGGGCUUGAAUUUCCUCAUGGAAAAUGCUGGAUUUGUUUUAGAGAGUUUAGUUUAAUUGAAAUGGCAUACAUGCAUGGAUUUUUGUUAACUCCUCCUUGGGAGUUCAGUGCCUUCCUAAGUCAUCUGUCCAAGAAGAUAUAUGUUCCAUCAAUGCAACUGUAUUUGCAAAUAAGUAAUUAUUUAUUAAUUAAUAAACAAAAUAAAUGGGACUUGUUUUAUAAUACUGGAA
This is a messenger RNA of Haemorhous mexicanus (house finch), 9186 nucleotides long. It is a transcript of the gene C7H10orf71, whose product is annotated as chromosome 7 C10orf71 homolog. Gene Ontology annotation, biological process: positive regulation of calcineurin-NFAT signaling cascade. Lineage: Eukaryota; Metazoa; Chordata; Aves; Passeriformes; Fringillidae. The transcript has a single exon. Gene Ontology annotation, cellular component: Z disc. Bases 170 to 4783 code for a protein of 1537 amino acids. The record is from RefSeq and is a predicted model, not a curated record.